AUGAAAGAAAAAGAAUUGGAUGAGACUGUAAUUCAACUUGAGAACAAAAAACUGGAUGAGUGCCAUCCGGUAGAAGAUCCUGAAGCCGCAACUGCUUAUAAUAGUGAUGAAGACAAUGAAGAUUCAAGUGAUGCUGAAAGUGAAAAUGCAGUUGAAGAUAAUGAUGAUACAAGUGAUGAUGGUGCAGAAGUAAAUGACCAAGGUAGAAGCAGUACAAUGCACUUUAAUGUUCUUGCUUUUAUGGUUGUAGCAUAUUAUUGUAAAGAGGGUGAAGAAGACCCACAGUAUUACAAGGAUUUCCAAGAAGGUAACCCUGAGUUUGAGGAUGAACCUGGUGAGCUUUUUGAUGACUCAUAUUUUGUUAAACCACUAGAUCCUUCACAAAUGAUAGUAGGUACUACCUUUCCUGAUAAAGAUGCAUUCAAAAGACAUCUUAAGUUAUUCUGUGUUAAAAAUGAAUGUGAAUUUAAGUCUAGAAAGAGUGACAAGAAAAGACUUAGGGUUUGGUUUGAAAAUAGGUUUGACCAUAGAGGAGAGGUUGAGUGUGAGUGGUUUGUGUUUGCUUCAGUACUACCAAAGCAGUCUACAUUUAAGGUUAAGUCUGUGAACUUAAACCAUACUUGCAAGGGAAGGAUUGUAGAAGACAAGAUUCCCAAUAGAUCUGCAGACCCUCCAUUAAUAGUUGAAGUUAUACAAGAGCAGUUGAAGAAUGGAUCUAGAAAAGUAAUUCCAAGACCAAGACAAAUUCAAGAGGAUUUCAAGGCUUCUCAUAUCAUUGAUAUUACUUAUCAUACAACAUGGAAGGCUGGGAACUUAGUGAUGGAAGCUAAGUAUGGAAGUUAUGAAGAGAGUUACAAACUAGUUCCUCGGUUUUGUAAGAUGGUGUGUCACUCCAACAAGAAUUCAGUUGCAAAUUUCUCAUAUUGUAAUGCUGACAUGGCUUUUGAGUCAAUGACAAUAAGCUUUGCUGGAGCUAUCAAAGGGUGGAAGGAAGGGUGUAUAAGAGUUAUUGGGAUAAAUGCUUUUCAUUUAAAUGGUAAGUGUGGUGGUGUAUUGAUGGCUGCAACUGGGUUAGAUAGUCAAAAUGAUAGGCAAAAAGGGCUACUUGAAGCUGUUCCUUUAGUGUUCCUAGGCUCACAUCACAGAUAUUGUUGGAGACACUUGUAUAACAAUUUCAAGCAGCAGUUUAAGGGACAAAAGUUGUAUAACUGUCUGUGGAAUGUAGACAAAUGCUACAAGAAGAAACAUUUCUAUAAACAUAUGGAAGAUAUGAAGAAGGAGAAUUCUGCUGCUGUGGUGUACCUUGAAAAAGCUGGUUUUGAGUCAUGGUCUAGAGCCUUUUUUAUGACACUAAUGGUUAUGAGUUUGUUUCACAAAAUGAGAAAAGAAAGUGCAAAAUGGAAUCCAAAUGGAUUGGUUCCUACUGCUAUGAACCUGAUUGGUAAAUUGUGUAAGUUGGUUGGUGGAUUUAAAUUAGACCCAUGUGUGAGUGGUAAAUUGUAUAAAGUUACAAAUGAGGGUAGCAAGGCAGUUUUUAUUGUGAACUUGGACGAAAAGCAGUGCAGUUGUCUACAAUGGCAACACAGAGGGUUUGUUUGUCAACAUGCUGUUUUUUGUUUGAAGCCAUUCAGACUUGCUUGGACAAAAUAUUGCUCUCAUUAUUACACAGUUGCUGCAUAUAAAGCCACAUAUGCUCAAGUUGUCUUUCCACUUCCUCCUCAAGAAGAUUGGCCUGAGUUGGAAGAACAUUAA
Messenger RNA from Papaver somniferum (opium poppy), 1752 nucleotides. RefSeq lists its product as uncharacterized. The transcript has 9 exons. Bases 1 to 1752 code for a protein of 583 amino acids. Lineage: Eukaryota; Viridiplantae; Streptophyta; Magnoliopsida; Ranunculales; Papaveraceae. Gene Ontology annotation, molecular function: zinc ion binding. The record is from RefSeq and is a predicted model, not a curated record.